GGAUACCAACCUAACCGACGAUAUGGCCAGACCCUGAUUAAAGGGUCCCCUGCUAUCCUCUUUCCAGGCCGAGUCUGUGCAUAUUGUCACAUAUUUCCGUAGUUUAAAAUCAUCCGCAAAGAUGAUAAAUAGUCUCUUUAUCAUAAACUCUUCGGGCGAUGUCUUCAUGGAGAAACACUGGAAGAGCGCGGUCGCGCGUUCACUCUGCGACUAUUUCUUCGAUCAGCAGCGGCGAGUCUUGUCCCCGGAGGACACGCCGCCGGUGAUAGCUACUCCGCAUCAUUAUCUCAUCAGCAUAUAUCGCUGUAACAUGUUCUUCGUGGCGGUGUGCAUGACAGAGGUUCCACCAUUAUUCGUCAUUGAAUUCCUGCACAGGGUGGUGGAUACCUUCGAGGAUUAUUUCAGCGAGUGCACGGAAACCAUUAUAAAAGAAAACUAUGUGGUGGUGUACGAGCUGCUGGACGAGAUGCUGGACAACGGUUUCCCCCUGGCGACAGAGUCCAAUAUUUUGAAAGAGCUGAUCAAGCCACCGAAUAUUUUGCGCACCAUAGCAAACACUGUCACAGGCAAAUCCAACGUUAGCGCGAUCCUGCCAAGUGGACAACUAUCUAACGUUCCUUGGAGACGAACUGGAGUGAAGUAUACCAACAAUGAGGCUUACUUCGAUGUUGUCGAGGAAGUAGAUGCGAUUAUUGAUCGAACUGGGGCGACGGUGUUUGCGGAAAUUCAGGGCUACAUUGACUGUUGUAUAAAACUAAGCGGUAUGCCAGAUCUCACCCUUUCAUUUAUGAAUCCAAGACUGUUCGACGACGUGAGCUUCCAUCCUUGCGUUCGAUUCAAAAGAUGGGAGUCGGAGAGAAUACUCUCGUUCAUUCCGCCCGACGGCAACUUUCGCCUCCUUUCGUAUCACAUCGGAUCGCAAAGCAUUGUGGCAAUUCCUAUAUACGUGAGACACAAUAUCAGUUUGAAAGAACCGGGCGGUGGUAGAUUAGACAUAACUGUUGGGCCAAAGCAGACCGUGGGUAGGACAGUUGAAAACGUGACUCUAGAAAUCCCAAUGCCAAAGAUAGUUUUGAACUGCACCCUAACUCCGAACCAAGGAAAAUAUUCGUUCGAUCCCGUCAGCAAGAUAUUGCUGUGGGAUAUCGGAAGAAUCGACGUUUCCAAACUGCCAAAUCUCAGAGGAUCGAUCACAAUACAAAAUUCGACAACCGUCACCGAGUCGAAUCCUGCCAUCAAUGUGCAUUUUACGAUCAACCAAUUAGCGGUAUCUGGAUUGAAGGUGAAUCGAUUAGAUAUGUAUGGCGAAAAGUACAAGCCAUUCAAAGGUGUCAAAUACAUCACUAAAGCUGGCAAAUUUCAAAUAAGAAUGUAAAUACGACCAAUGCUAAAAUGUUACGAAUUAUCCUUUUAACUUUAUGUUAGAUUAUGUGCAUUCUUAUAUUAUUACAUCACAAAUUGAACGUUGCGAAUUUACAUGACAUUAAAAGUAUACCUUGCAGCUUCGUUCAUUACUUAAUUUACUGUACAAAAAUAAUAGACAUUAAUAUAGAAUUAUGUAGAAUAAAUCUUUAAACUGAGAAGUCAAACAUCUGUAAAAUAUAGUAUGAAACGAGAUCGCGUGCGAGGAGGAAUAAGUUACAGUUUUAUUUUAAUAAAAGUCUACUGUAAAACUAAAGAAUAAUCGAAGAAUAAAGUAUAUAUCAAGACCA
Molecule: messenger RNA, 1712 nt
Organism: Vollenhovia emeryi
Lineage: Eukaryota; Metazoa; Arthropoda; Insecta; Hymenoptera; Formicidae
Gene: carmine
Product: AP-3 complex subunit mu-1
Exons: 9
Coding region: 122-1375 (417 amino acids)
Biological process (GO): endocytosis; intracellular protein transport
Cellular component (GO): cytoplasmic vesicle; clathrin adaptor complex
Source: RefSeq, a predicted model, not a curated record